AUGGCCAGCGCAAGUUACGCAACAUCAAGAGGGGGGUAUGGGACAGGCAUGGUGGGCGCCUUCAUCGCGUCCGUCUUGACCAUGAUGAUCGACCUAGCCGAAAUCUCAGGCCUGGUCGACCCCGCGAGGGACGUGCCCCGAAUCAAAGAGACUACCAUCGUCUAUCUGGAAAUGAUGGUCGUAGCUAUUUGCGGCAUUGUCCCAAUCAUGGUGCUGAUGGCAUAUACGGGCCUACAACGAUACGACUGUGAGGAGCUACGGCCCAAGGCGGAGUGCGAUGAAGAAGAACAAGCUAGAAGGGAUGUCGAGAUAGGAGAGGGUGGACGCCACCGCCGCAAGUAA
Molecule: messenger RNA, 342 nt
Organism: Chaetomium globosum CBS 148.51
Lineage: Eukaryota; Fungi; Ascomycota; Sordariomycetes; Sordariales; Chaetomiaceae
Exons: 3
Coding region: 1-342 (113 amino acids)
Source: RefSeq, a predicted model, not a curated record